AAAUCUUAUAAGAUUUUAAUGCACAUUAUAUGAUUUAUUGUUUAAACAUUUUGUAGAUUCAGCACUGAUGUGUUACUAUUGUAAAAGUCAUCAACAUGCAAGCUGUGAAGCCAAAAAGGGUAAACGUUUGUUAAGACCUGAUCAAACUUUAAGUCCAAAAUUCAUUCUUAAUAUUUUAGAUCCACCGAAUUUUACAUCAAUGAACUGCGAGUCUGUACCUGAUACGGAAAAAGAGCUUGGAGCUCAAAACUAUUGUUAUAAAGUCAAAAAGGAAGUUCUGAAUGAACCAAAUAAUAUAUCAAUGGUUUACAAUCGAGGAUGUACCAUUGGAGGUGGGAGAACUGAUUUUUGCUUGACACAAUACAUCAGAGAUCCUGAAGUAAAAUGCUACUUGUGCAAUGACGAUCGAUGCAAUGAUGCAAAUGUUCUGAGAAUCGGAGAAUUUCUAAUGUUUGUUUCCUUCAUAUUAGCUUUUGUUAGUGGCUAUUCUGGCUAUGCUUUUGUCAUGUAAUAGAAAAUCGAGAAGAAAUGGAAAUAAAUUGUUUUGAUGUUUGAUGAAACU
Molecule: messenger RNA, 562 nt
Organism: Chironomus riparius
Lineage: Eukaryota; Metazoa; Arthropoda; Insecta; Diptera; Chironomidae
Source: the annotation of a GenBank genome assembly